AUGUUUUGGAAGCUCCUAAUAUGGUAUCUCCUCCUGAGACUUGCUGCUUCUGAAGGCGACAUCGAUUUCAUUUACAAUGGAUUCCAUGGUGUUAACAUCAGCAUCUACGGCGCUGCAGUGAUCACAUCCAAUGGCCUCCUGCGUCUCACCAAUUCCUUUCAACAAUCAGGCCACGCCUUCUACUCCAUUCCCCUUCACUUCAAACCUUCACACGGUAAAACUCUAUCUUUCUCUACCAAUUUCAUCUUUGCUAUGGUACCCCAAUAUACGAAUUUGACUAGCUAUGGGAUCGUCUUCGUCAUCUCACCUUCAAAAGAGUUCCCAAGAGGUCAACUAGGCCCAUACAUGGGCAUCUUCAAUUCAAUGAACGUGGGCAAUUCCUCGUAUCACAUAGCUGCCGUCGAGCUCGAUACAUUCCCUAAUCAAGAGUACGGUGACAUCGAUGACAACCAUGUCGGAAUCGACAUCAAUGGCUUACAUUCCAUCACAUCCGCUCCUGCAGCUUACUUUAGUAAUAUGAGCGGCGGGUUUAAGAAUCUAAGCCUUAUAAGCGGAGAACCAAUGCAUGUUUGGAUAGAUUAUAAUAGUUCCCAAAACCAACUUAAUGUAACAUUAUCUCCUAUCAACAUACCUAAACCCAAUCGUCCACUCUUGUCGUCGACGGUGAAUCUUUCAUCGAUCAUGUUAGAUAACAUGUAUGUUGGUUUCGCUUCAUCAAUCAGAACGGUUCCAGUAUAUCAUUACAUCUUGGGAUGGAGUUUUAAGAUGAAUGGUCAGGCUCAGGAGCUUGAUCCCUUGCACCUUCCCAAGCUUCCACGAAUAGGACCCAAAAAGAAAUCGAAGCUUUUAACAAUUGGAUUUCCUGUAAUUGUGGUAUUUUUUGUGUUAACGGCCAUCUCAUACCUCAGUCUCAUUGUAAGAAGGAAGAUGAAGUUGGUUGAAGUACUAGAGGACUGGGAACAUGAAUACGGGCCCCACCGGUUCUCAUACAAGGAUCUAGUCAUGGCCACGAAGGGCUUCAAAGACAGAGAGCUAUUGGGGUCUGGAGGUUUUGGUAAGGUUUAUCGAGGUGUGUUAUCAGCCUCGAAGAUGGAAGUGGCUGUGAAGAGAAUCUCUCAUGAAUCUCGACAAGGGAUGAGGGAAUUCAUAUCUGAGAUUGUGAGCCUGGGCCGCCUCCGGCACAGGAACUUGGUGCAGCUUCUGGGCUAUUGCAGGCUAAAGAGGGAGCUCCUAUUGGUUUAUGAUUUCAUGCCCUAUGGAAGUCUAGACAAGUUCCUCUUCAACCAGACAAUUUCAUUGCUGACCUGGCAUCAACGGUUUUCGAUAAUCAAAGGAGUAGCUUCAGGGCUUCUCUACUUGCAUGAGGGAUGGGAGCAGGUGGUCCUUCACAGAGAUAUCAAAGCCAGUAAUGUUUUAUUAGAUAGCGAGAUGAAUGGUAGAUUAGGCGACUUCGGCCUUGCCAGAUUGUAUGAUCAUGGGACUAAUCCACAGACGACCCACAUGGUGGGGACCUUUGGAUAUAUUGCACCCGAGCUGACUAGGACCGGGAAGCCCACCAAAAGCACUGAUGUGUUCGCAUUUGGAGCUUUCAUGCUCGAGGUUGCUUGCGGAAGGAGGCCUAUCGAUCGCCGAUUAUCGUCGGAUCAGGUGCUUUUGGUCGAAUGGGUGUCGGAAUGCUGGAGGACAGGGACAAUUCUGGCGGCAGUGGAUCCGAAACUGGUACUUGAUUAUGAUGUGGAGGAGAUGGAGUUGGUGCUGAAGCUUGGAUUGCUGUGUUCGCAUCCGUUGUCAGCCGUGAGGCCGAGCAUGCGGCAAGUAAUGCAGUUUUUGGACCGUGAUGCACCUUUACCCAAGCUCUCUUUAGACACUCUGGGAGCGGCGAUCCUGGCAGAGGGCCAUUAUGAAGGGUCUGAUGUUCUACCCUUGUUAUAUUCUUCUUUGGAACAGCGGUUCGCAAUCAGUACAACAUCGGUCGAAGAAUCGGUCCUCUCUGGUGGCCGUUGA
Magnolia sinica is the source of this 2004-nucleotide messenger RNA. Its product is annotated as L-type lectin-domain containing receptor kinase IV.1-like. Gene Ontology annotation, cellular component: plasma membrane. The record is from RefSeq and is a predicted model, not a curated record. Lineage: Eukaryota; Viridiplantae; Streptophyta; Magnoliopsida; Magnoliales; Magnoliaceae. The transcript has a single exon. Gene Ontology annotation, biological process: protein phosphorylation. The coding region runs from base 1 to 2004 and encodes 667 amino acids. Gene Ontology annotation, molecular function: protein kinase activity; ATP binding; carbohydrate binding.